AUGGCGCUGUCCUUCCUGGCGCAYUCGGGCCUGGCCGGCACGGCCUCGCUGCAGAGCGCCGCCGAGGAGAGCGGCUGCCGCCUGCUCUACGUGGUGGCCGAGCAGCCGCGCGACGUGGAGGCCGCCUUCAGCGCCGGCUUCCUGCGCGGCGCCAGGCUGCUGCGGCGGCACGACGCCCCGGCCGUGCUGCGCGACCAGCGGGUGGCUGGAGUCAUCGUCUCUUCCCCUCCUGAAGAAGCCUCUGAGAUUGUCAUAGAUGCCUUACGAGCCGGGAAGGGUGUAUUUUGCGAGAGGCUACCCAGUAAAGACAGGCAGACAGCAGAAGCUUGUUUUGAUGAAGCUGACAGAUGUGGAAGACCGUUGGUUUGUGGAUUCUACAAGCGUUUCGACCCCGCGCUGCAGUUCUUGUGUAAAAAGGUCCGUGACAGCCGGGCACUGGGGAGGAUUCACCGGAUAUCAACGAUCAGCAGCAUAUACCCAGCAGCCUCUCUUAACUUCCUAAAGAAGUCAGGGGGAAUUUUUUAUAAUGCUGCAGUGCAUGAUAUAGAUAUCAUCAGCUUGCUGCUGGGAGAGAGUGCACCAGAUACAGUAUUUUCUCUGGGACAUGCAUUCUGUGCAGAUAUGGCCUACUUGAAGGAUGCAGACACUGUAGCAGUCAGCAUGAAAUUUCCUAGCGGAGCAAUUGUCACUUUGGACAUCAGUCAGCACUGCACUAAAAGCUGUGAUCAGAGACUAGAGGUUCAUGGUUCUCAAGGAGCGUUACGGGUAGAUAAUCGGAAUCCCUUGGGAAUUACAGAGCACGGCACCUCGGUGUCCCUCUGCUCGCAGACGCACGCUGAUCGCUACAGAGAUGCGCACAGAGAGCUCUUCCGCCACUUCAUUAGGACCCUGAAAGGCAAAGAGCCUCCCAUGAUAACCAAAGAGCAGUUUCUGUGGACAAUGCAGGUAGCUGCGGCUGCUGAGCAGUCCUGGAGAAACGGAUCCGCCGUUGACCUACGGAAUGAAGCGACAGAAGCGGCUGUGAUCAAGACUGAAAUCCUGUGAGGCGCACCGCUCUAUUUCCGUGCUGAAGGACAAGCUUUGAGCUCUGCUGCAGUGAAGUCUUUUUACCUAGUGAUGUCUCCACUGUUACCUUACGUAUAUAAAGACUUCUUUUCUGAUGCUUCUACUGGAAAUGCCCGCAACUUGGAGGCACGUUUGGGCUGGAAGGGCUCCGUGCUGACGCUGUGGAUGCUCCGUAGCGCAGAGGCCAGGACCCGCCGGAGAAGCCGUGGGCGGUUUUGUCCAGGUGGCGGUGGGUUCCUCUGGAGAGUUUUGCUGCUCCUGAAGUGUUGCUGUCUCGGGAAGAGAGCGGCUCCUCGGGCUGUGGGAAGGCAGGAUAAGCAGCUCUGCCAGCUGUGGUGGUGCUGGGCGAGCGGCAGCUCUGCACCAAGAGGCCCUAGUGGGCACAGCAGAGCGCUGAGCUGCUGCGCGCUCGCAGGGGUAUCACUUCUGCGCCCCGUAUUUAUUAUUCCAUUUGCUGUUUUUUAAUGGUUUUUCUACAUUUUUGCUAUGGAUUUCAAAGACGUAGCUGAAAAGCUCCAAUUUUCUAACUUUCCUGGGGAGUGGGGAAGAGGAGCAGGGAAGCAGGCAGUCCUACAGCUGUGCUGACCGUGCAGGGAGGAAGAACCACGGGAAGGCGGCGAAUUCUCAGUAUUCCAUAAAGAAGCAACACACUGGGACAUUUCUAUAAUAAAUACUGAAUUGUUAAAAAUUCUCUUCAGAAUCAGUCUGUGAGCAGGUUAGUGGCCUUGAGCAACAUCUCCGGGCAGUGCUGCCCGCCUUGCUCACUCGCUGCCGCGGCGCCCCUUUGUUUUCCUUGCUCAAAUGCAAACCUUGUAUGUUAAUAUUUUAGUAGGAAAAGGAGCUUAAUAAUCGCUUUUCUUGAGUGUAGGAAGGGUGAUGAUCACGUAUUUUAAAGAUAUUUUUUUACAGUCCAGCAUAUUUGGAAUACACACCACAGGAAAAGGUAGUGCCUUCAACAACAGGCAAGUCUGCUUUUAAGCCAGGUUACUUUUAUCUUUUUAAUUCUUACAUUGAGCUUAUUGCAGAUAUCUAGAUUUGACUUUUCUUGUCUGUAAUUCUCUCACACCAGUUUUCAAGCUCUUUUGGAAGCUUUUUUAUUGUAUUAAAAGAACAUUCUUGCCCUCAGUAUUAGUUGAUACAUGUCACUUUUCUUGAAAGAUUCUUUAAU
Messenger RNA from Nothoprocta perdicaria, 2233 nucleotides. Its product is annotated as myo-inositol 2-dehydrogenase-like. Gene Ontology annotation, biological process: NADPH regeneration. The record is from RefSeq and is a predicted model, not a curated record. Gene Ontology annotation, cellular component: cytoplasm. The coding region runs from base 1 to 1044 and encodes 347 amino acids. The transcript is spliced from 9 exons. NCBI's taxonomy places the organism in Eukaryota, Metazoa, Chordata, Aves, Tinamiformes, Tinamidae. Gene Ontology annotation, molecular function: oxidoreductase activity.